Messenger RNA from Pyrgilauda ruficollis (rufous-necked snowfinch), 2307 nucleotides. It is a transcript of the gene YDJC, whose product is annotated as YdjC chitooligosaccharide deacetylase homolog. The record is from RefSeq and is a predicted model, not a curated record. The coding region runs from base 263 to 1168 and encodes 301 amino acids. The transcript has 6 exons. Gene Ontology annotation, molecular function: deacetylase activity. NCBI's taxonomy places the organism in Eukaryota, Metazoa, Chordata, Aves, Passeriformes, Passeridae. Gene Ontology annotation, biological process: carbohydrate metabolic process.
UGAAAUCAUUCCGCCCCGUCCCCGAGCUGCCGCACGCUCCUCGUCGCCAGAGGUGCACAGUGCACGCAAGGCUUUGGUCCCCCAGGGGAGGGCACGGCUGGGGCUCGCACGGAGGAGCAGGCAGGGAUGCUGUGAGCCCGCCGGCCACACGCACAUGCUACCCCUGUGCGGGCCGCGAGACUGCGGCGGGCUGAGCUGGAGCAGGAGGGCUGAGUCAGGGGCUGAGUCACGAUUGGGUUCGCCCGCGGGAUGACAUCUAAGGAUGCUUCAGGUGAAGUUAAUAGUAACUGGAGAUGACUUCGGCUAUUGUCCUCGGAGAAACCAAGGCAUUGUGGACUGUUUCCUGGCUGGUGCGGUGUCUAACGUGUCCCUUCUAGUCAACGGAAGUGCUGCAGCAGAUGCAGCCAAGCUGGCAAGGAGAUACAACAUCCCCAUAGGCCUGCAUGCCAACCUCUCCGAGGGCUCCCCUGUGUGUGAGGUGCUCAAGACAAACUCUUCUCUGCUCAACCAAGAUGGAUUCUUCCAUGGAAAAAUGGGAUUCAGAACAGCUCUAUCAAAAGGUCUCCUGAAUAUGUCAGAGGUGAAGCAGGAGCUAAAGGCCCAGGUGGAGCUGUUCCAUGAGCUGACAGGUCACCUGCCUCCUCACAUGGAUGGGCACCAGCACGUCCAUGUUCUCCCAGAGGUCAGGCAUGUGUUUGCAGAAGUGUUAGAGGAAUAUGGGAUUAAGUACACACGUGUCCCCAUAGAGCCAGGCCUUCAUAACUGUGACUGGAUUCCACCAUCCCUGAUGGACUUUUACCUGGGAGUAGAAGAAGAUUCUUUUAACACAGUGGAUGUGUUUACAAAGCAUGGAAUAAGGUGGCCAGACAUCUACAUAGGCCUGAGCACCAUGGGCAGGAACAUGUCUGUCAGCAGCAUCCGCAGCGCCAUCGACAGCGCCGUCCUGCGCCUCUCGGCCGGGGCACCGCGGAGCAGCACCGCGACAAUCGAGCUGAUGGUGCACCCAGGCUACCCCAGUGUCCCCCCCGUCGGUGGCUGUGGGGAAGGACCCGAUGAUUUCUCACAGUCCUGGGAACGCCUCCAUGAACUCCAGACAUUAAUUAAGCCAGAGCUGCAGAGCCAUUAUAAAAGCAGGAACAUUCAGCUGUGCUCAUUCAAAGAUCUUUAAAUAAACAAGCAGACAUCCAUCCAUCCAUCCAUCCAUCCAUCCAUCCAUCCAUCCAUCCAUCCAUCCAUCCAUCCCUCUGAAGACAGGCAGUUGCUAACAUCCAGAGAAGCCAGAUCACUGUUAUCUGUCACAGUCCCUGGUACAACUCACAGGAACAGCCUGGGAGUGGACACCACCACCCUGUCAGCAGCUCCAGGCAGUACCCCAGAGCCCCAGCUGCCAAUUUUAAGGCUACAACACCUGCUCAAAAUGUGCCGAACUCCUCCUGUGACACCCCCUCCACAGUGCCCCAGUGCAGCACACGCUCCCAGGGCUCAGCUCCUGCCAGCAAAGGAGCAGCACAGGGACAGAGUUGGCUGUGAGACACUGCAGCACAGCACCCUGAGGGGUCUGAUCCCUUCUCCUUUCACACUUGAUGGCAAAACAAGAGCCCUGCUGGGGAGCGGGUGCUGCUUUGGAGCACCCACUCAGUGCAGGUCACCCACAGGUGACACCUUCAGCACUGGGUUCUCUGAAAGCAGCCAGUCCCUGCCCCUCCUGUCGUACCUGGUGAGUGCUGCAGGGACACGUCACCCUCAGAGCCUUCCUCUGGUCGGAGCACUCGGGUCACACGUGGCCCAGCAGCCACCUCCCGGGAGCCGCCUCAGCCGGCAGGAAUUGUGUCUGCCUGUUUACCUUGCCUCUUGGUGUUAAGCCCCCACUAGGAAAAUAACAUCAGCUGUAGCCCUUCUGGAGAGGCUUCUAAUUUUUUGGAUGACUUUGCAGGAGCAGCAACUGUUGACCCAUCUUCUAUUUCAGUAACUGCUGUGUACGAGAGCAGCAGCAACUGGUCCUGCACCACCCACUGCCCCUCAGGACAACCACGAGCAGGGCUGUGAGCGGAGAAGGUCCCUGUGUUUGUCCCUUUUAUUCCUGUCACCAGAGCACUCAAAGUCCAACAAGUCCCAGUAGUGCUGUUAUGUUCUGAACUGCAGCCCUGUCAUUCCUGUAAGGACUUUCACAUGGGGAAAAAUUCUCUGCACAAGAGUGAUCUAUUUAACAUAAUUGGUUUUGCUAACCGUAUUUUUUAAUAUAAAAAAUAUCAGUAUCAUCAUUAUUCUUUUAAAUAAAAAAUAAACUCAGACCUUUUCUAUUGCAAA